Messenger RNA from Phaethon lepturus (White-tailed tropicbird), 2562 nucleotides. It is a transcript of the gene MAP3K21, whose product is annotated as mitogen-activated protein kinase kinase kinase MLK4. Gene Ontology annotation, molecular function: JUN kinase kinase kinase activity; ATP binding. The transcript has 11 exons. Gene Ontology annotation, biological process: protein phosphorylation. NCBI's taxonomy places the organism in Eukaryota, Metazoa, Chordata, Aves, Phaethontiformes, Phaethontidae. The record is from RefSeq and is a predicted model, not a curated record. Bases 52 to 2502 code for a protein of 816 amino acids.
CCAUAACUUUACAGAUUCAUAAAAACGUUUGAUAUUUUGUUGCUAGAGAAGAUGGAACAUGAUGACAUUUGUAAUAAAACUCUGAAGAUUACAGACUUCGGUCUGGCUAGAGAGUGGCACAGAACAACCAAAAUGAGUGCAGCAGGGACUUAUGCAUGGAUGGCUCCAGAAGUUAUCAAAUCCUCCAUGUUUUCUAAAGGAAGUGAUAUUUGGAGUUAUGGAGUGUUGCUGUGGGAACUGCUUACAGGAGAAGUUCCUUACCGUGGCAUUGAUGGUCUUGCUGUGGCUUACGGAGUUGCUGUCAAUAAGCUUACUUUGCCCAUACCAUCCACCUGCCCUGAACCAUUUGCAAAAUUAAUGAAAGAAUGCUGGGAGCAGGACCCUCAUAUCCGACCAUCGUUUGCCUUAAUUCUUGAACAGCUUACUGCCAUUGAAGGGGCAGUUAUGACUGAAAUGCCUCAAGAGUCUUUCCAUUCCAUGCAAGAUGACUGGAAAUUGGAAAUUCAGCAGAUAUUCAAUGAAUUGAGGACCAAGGAGAAAGAGCUUCGAUCACGAGAAGAGGAGUUGACAAGAGCAGCUCUUCAGCAAAAAUCUCAAGAAGAAUUACUUAAGCGCCGUGAGCAACAGUUAGCAGAACGUGAGAUCGAUGUACUGGAGCGUGAGCUGAAUAUCAUGAUAUUCCAGUUAAAUCAAGAGAAACCCAAUGUAAAGAAGAGGAAGGGCAAAUUUAAAAGAAGCCGGUUAAAACUUAAAGAUGGACACAGAAUUAGUUUGCCUUCAGAUUUCCAGCACAAAAUAACAGUGCAGGCAUCCCCCAAUCUAGAUAAGAGGAGGAGUUUAAACAGUAACAGCUCUAGUCCAUCAAGUAGCCCCACAAUAAUUCCUCGUCUUCGAGCUAUACAACUGAUUUCCAAAACAGAUACACACACAGCUAAUGGCCGAAGAAACAGUGUAUAUGUGUACCAGCAAGAUGUAGAUAUCACAAGUGAAUAUGAACUUCCCAGUGGGGUUAUGAAAAAAGGCAAGAUUUCAUUAUGUUUCAAAGUAACUUCAGAUGAAAGCAACAGAACUUGGGGAAGGAGCACAACUUAUCACCAAGAAGAGUUUGAAGAUGUGAAGAGAAGUUUUAAAAAGAGAGGUUGUACCUGGGGACCAAGUUCAGUUCCAACAAAGGAUCGUGCAGAUUGUAAGGACAAAGUAAGACCCCUUUCAGAUGGCAGCAACCCUUGGUCAACACUUUUAAUGAAAAAUCAGAAGGGUGUUCCUUUAGCUUCACUAUUUGUGGACCAAGGUGUCUGUACUGAUAAGAAACUUUUCCCUGAAGGUUUGGACAGUAAAAGACCAAAGCCAAUUAAGUUGCCAAAUCAGGCCUAUAUUAAUCUACCUCUUUGGAAAGAUGAUCAGGGAGAGAAUGCAGUAGAACAUGAGAGCUUUGAAGAAGGAACCUCUGCUAGUUCUACAAAUAGUACUCCUCAAAUGACACCAACAAACAGUCUGAGCAGGACACUGCAGAAAAAGAAGACUGAUUCAGUGCUGUAUGGGUGUGCUGUCCUCCUUGCAUCAGUUGCUCUUGGCAUAGAUAUCAGAGCGCUGAACAAAUCGCAGAGUCCAGAUGAACUCUUGCCUAAAGAUGAGAAGAAGAAGCGUGAUGGAAUAUUUCAGCGUGCUUCAAAAUUUCGCAGGAGUGCCAGUCCUACAAGACAGCAGUCCAAGAAAGAGGAAAUAAGUAUUCCAUCCCUAAAUACAGCUGCAAAUACUGUGAAUCUUCUCUCUAUGCCCUCCAUUUCGACAAAAUGCCUGCUUCAAUCUGACAGUGAAGAUGCGUUUGUAAGCACUGUGCUUGGUGAUUGUGGUUCACAUAGUUCCACUGUUGACUUUUCAUCUGAAACUUCUCAAAGUAAAAGAGAACAGAGGAUACAGCUGGCUCCUAACACAGUUUCUACACGAUUAAAAAAUCAGCCUUUUAAUCUUUGUCUGAAACAAGAAUUUCAAAAUGUGCCAAAUGAUUCCUCGACAAAAUUGAGUGUGUUGGGUCACAGACGAACCUUAUCAGAUGGGAGCAAUUUUAAGACCACAGCUAAUGGAUUUGCUUCAACCAAUGAUGUCUCCACGUUACCAGUUCUCUCAGUUACUGGAACUCUGCACUCUCCGUCUGUUCAACAAAGAAGCAAUCACAGUGGUGGUUCAACUGAAAAGCAAAGCGCUGUCAAUAUUAUAUCAAGGCCUCGACCUUCUUCUCUAAGAAGUAAAAUUGAUGCAUGGCAGAUUAUUCCACAUAUUAUUAAACCAAACUCUAAAGACUCUGAAUAUUUAGAGGGCAAUGUAGAUCCAAAUGUUAACUUCUUGCCAGAUACUGAGGAAAGAACUAACUGCCACAUGCCCUCAUUACUUGAUAUUGAUGUGGAAGGUCAAAACAGAGACUGUACUGUGCCUUUAUGUAGAAUGAAGAGCAAAACUUGUCGGCCAUCUAUAUAUGAACUGGAGAGAGAGUUUCUGUCGUGAGUGCCUUUCAUUUUAAAAAUAUUUGCUUUUUAAAGGGGAACAAAUACAAAAUUCUUGUCC